Messenger RNA from Ectocarpus siliculosus, 2136 nucleotides. Lineage: Eukaryota; Phaeophyceae; Ectocarpales; Ectocarpaceae. The record is from the annotation of a GenBank genome assembly.
AUGGAGACCCGUGGGAUGCGCGCGAAGGAAAAGCAGCACAACAAAUCCGGACGGGCCGGGCUUCGCUCCUCCCCCCGCCGGUGCGCAAGAGAGGCUAGAAACAACAAGCCGGGGGGCUGCGAUGCCGAUCUCCCACACCACGUCGUGCUGGAAAUCGUGUCCUUCCUCGACACCCGAUCCAUCGUAAGUGGCCGGUGCUUGUCUCGCGCGUUCAGCAGCGACGCACCGGCGCUGGUCAAGACGCUGGACUUCCACAUGGGGCAGCAGUCUCCAUCCGCCGAAACGAUCAAGCUGUUCCCUGAGGUCAGGCAGGUGAACCUCGACGGUAACCGAGACCUGGUGCACGCGGUGGUCGCAGGGCUCCGCGGGUGGGGGUCCUCACUGCGCCUGGACGUUUCCCUCCACGACUCCGUCCCACAGAAGGAGGAGCCGCUGAGCAAGACGGCCACCACCGACCUGUGCGCGUUGCCGCUGACCGAGCUCGACAUGAUGGAGGUCGUCAUCGAAUUCCCGCCGUUGCUUCCGAUGAACGCCUGGCGAACGCUGCAGAGGCUCGUGAUCCGCGACGCCUUCCUCGGGGACGAAUCCCUGGAGAGCCUGUCCAAGUCCAUCCCUGAGGGUGCCCUACCGCUGCGCCAUCUUGACCUCUCCAGAAACCUCUUCGGGGGCUACGACACCGUGUUGCCCUUCGCAGACGCGCUCCGGUCCUUCCCCGACCUGGAGUGGCUCGAGCUCUCGGCGUGCCGCAUCUGCCGCGGCUCGGGUGACCGCAUCGUCCGCACGCUGCUCGAGGGCGCCUGCCCGAAGCUCAGGACCCUGGACCUCUCCCUCAACUUCUUCACGAACGGCCUCCUCGCGUCCCUGUGCGAGGGGCUGGGGGCGCCGGGGCACGGGCUGCUCAACCUGCGGAAGCUUGGCUUCGGCUCGCGGGUCACCGGCGACGAGAUGAUAACUUGCUUCGAGAAGGUCGGGAAGGCCCUCGCCGCCGGCGGCCUGCCCAAGCUGGACUUCCUCCACCUUCAGGGCGACGUAGGGCCGCGGCAGGUCUCCCCGGUGCUAAGCCGGUUGAGGGGCGGGGCGUGCCCGAUGCUGGCGAUGGUGAAGCUGGAGCGUUCUCUCCACUCCACGCUUGGCGAGGACGAGUUCGGCGCCGAGGACGCCGCACAGAGCAUGUUCAACCUGGUGAUUUCGGGCCACAUCCCGCACCUCCGGGAGGUGCACGCGCUGGGCAUGGCCCUGAACGAGGGGAUGGAGAAAGCGAAUGAGGCGGGGCGUGACUCGGCGUUCUACAGGGCCAGGAACCAGUCAACCUGGCACCAUCUCGCCGUCGAGGGCAAGGCUAGAGGUGUCCAGGUGUUUGUCUAAAUGUGACCUUCUCUGUAGCUUUGUUUGGAUUGGGUAACCGAGUGACCUCUUUUGUAAGCGUGGAUUCGGUGGGUGGUAAGAACGGUCGUUGAUUCGCGCGAUGAUACUCGUAUACGAGCGUUGGGUGUUUCGUGUCUGCUGUCUCCUGCUGUCGUCAACCCCCGCAACAAUCUCGGUUUUUUAAGCUCAACAUUUGAACACGGAUCGAGAUUUUUUUCAUGAUUCAUGGCAGAAAUUUGAAACUGUGAACAGGAACGAGCUCUCUCCUUUAGCUUCGGGCGCGUUGUUUGCUUGUUUUUUCGCCAGCUUUCGGAGCUUCAACUCCUGGGCUGGGAGCGCCGUGAGUGAGCGCUCAGCCCUUGUGUUUUCUGUUUGCGUCUUCCGGCCGUGUGCUGCAGCAGUUACCGCUUCCACGGCGUGCUCGUGUGGCGGGGUUUAGACCUUUCUUUGCCGAUACAUGGUCUCCUGCAGCUAGCUGCAGAUCCGCUCUGUAGGCACAAUUUGAUCGCGUUGGUAUAUUGCACGGCGUGUCUUGUCGCCGCUCGUGGUUAACUCCCGGUGCUGUCUGUGUGUCUUCUUCUUUUAGAAUGGCCAUCGUAGCGUGUCAUCGUUUCGUAUAUGUGGUGUACGCGCCUUACUUGCAGGAGCAACGUUGUGUCUCGCGGGAUAGGUUCUCUGUGUUGACAAGGGCCAUUGCACCGCUGUAUAUAUGUAUAUCUGUUUCAUGCUGUUUGGUUUGUUGAACUCUGUGGUGUGUCGUUUGCCCCUGUA